Molecule: messenger RNA, 2715 nt
Organism: Juglans regia (Persian walnut)
Lineage: Eukaryota; Viridiplantae; Streptophyta; Magnoliopsida; Fagales; Juglandaceae
Product: S-linalool synthase-like
Exons: 12
Coding region: 60-2594 (844 amino acids)
Biological process (GO): diterpenoid biosynthetic process
Molecular function (GO): magnesium ion binding; terpene synthase activity
Source: RefSeq, a predicted model, not a curated record
UAAGCAUUUUAUAGUAGUAAAGGUUACAUUUUGAUCCUUAGCUAUUAUCUUUUGCGAUCAUGGAUUUUUCACAGUACUCUUCAAUCCAAUCGCAAGUCGAUAAGAUUAAGGAGAAGAUGUUCUCAAGUACUUGUGAUCCCUACUCGUUCAUUUCUCCUUCCGCUUAUGACACUGCAUGGUUAGCCAUGAUACCUGAUCCACAUCAACCUCUGCAACCUAUGUUCAAGAAUUGCUUGGACUGGGUCCUUUACAACCAGAACGAACAAGGGUUUUGGGGAGAGUGUGAUGCCCAUGGCAUGCCCACCAUUAAUUGCCUUCCUUCAACCCUUGCUUGUAUAGUUGCACUCAAAAAGUGGAAUACUGGGGGCGAAAGUAUCAAGAAAGGAUUGGCCUUCGUCCAUGCAAACACGGAGAAGCUUAUCAGAGAGAUGAACAAGCAAUACUGUGGCCGUUGGUUUGCCAUUGUUUUCCCCGCCAUGGUUGAGCUUGCAAAUACAGUAGUUGGCGAAGAGCUUGUCUUCCCAGAUAGCUUAAUUGGAGUUGUUUCAGAAUUAUUCAAUAAACGGCAACAGAUUCUUGAAAAGGAGGAACUUGUGGAUAUGCACCAAAAUUCCCCACUAUUGGCAUAUCUUGAAGCGCUGCCUACAUCUUAUGAUAUUGAUAAAGAUGUUAUACUUAACCAGCUGAGCAAUGAUGGCUCAUUAUUCCAAUCCCCCUCCGCCAUAGCAAGUGCAUUUAUGGCCACGGGAAGCAAAGAGUGCAUGGCUUACUUAGUAUCACUCGUACAAAGAUAUGAUAACGGAGUUCCUCGGACCUAUCCCAUGGAUGAAGACCUCAUAAACCUUUGCAUGGUUAAUCAGUUAGUACGGUUGGGCAUAGCUGAGCAUUUUGUCCUAGAGAUAGAAGAAAUCUUGGAACAAGUUUACAGGAAUUAUCUGAAUCAAGAAGCUUGGCCGAAGAGCAAUUCAGACGUUGCAGCACAGCUAUUAAAAAAUUCACUAGCGUUUUGUCUCCUGAGGAUGCAUGGGUAUAGUGUAUCAUCGGAUAUCUUUUGCUGGUUCUUAAAUCAUGAAGAUAUUCGAGUCCAAAUAGAAAACAACCAUGAAUACUUUUCAAGUGCCCUGCUUAAUGUCUAUAGAGCAACAGAUCUCAUGUUUUCAGGAGAAGAUGAUCUUCAGGAAGCCAGAUCAUUUUCGAAACAAAUACUUGAGAAAAUCUUAUCAGUGGGAACUAGAGAUCAAACUCAUCUUUCAUUGCCAAACUUGCGGAGAGUGAUUGAGCAUGAGCUAAGUCUGCCUUGGUUUGCUCGACUGGAUCACCUGGAACAUAGGAUGUGGAUCGAAGAAAAUUACUCCAAUUUUCUCUGGAUGGGAAAUAUUAAAGCUGCUUCAACCGAAAGGUUUCCAUGCCCUGAUCAUAAUAGUGAACUCGUCCGUCUUGCAAAGCAAAACUACGAAUUAAGGCAGUCAAUCUAUCAGAAUGAACUGGAGGAAUUGAAAAGGUGGUCCAAGGAGUGGGGACUUACUGAUAUGGGAUUUGGUCGAGAGAAAACUACGUAUUGUUACUUUGCUAUUGCUGCCAGCAGUUCCUUACCUUAUGAUUCAAACAUACGAAUGAUGGUCGCAAAGAGUGCAAUAGUUAUUACAGUGGCUGAUGAUUUCUAUGACACGGAAGGUUCUCUAAUUGAGUUGAAAGGUCUCACCAACGCAAUUCAAAGAUGGGAUUCAGAGGGCUUGAGUGGCCCUUGCAAGAUUAUCUUUGAUGUUCUUGAUAAUCUUGUAACUGAGAUUGCAGCAAAAUACAUGCAACAGGAAGGAUGUGACAUAAAGCACAAUCUCGAAGAUAUAUGGUAUGAAACGUUUUUAUCAUGGUUUACCGAAUCGAUGUGGAGUAAAACUGGAUACAUACCCUCAAUGGAUGAGUACCUUGAAACUGGCAUGACUUCGAUAGCCACACACACCCAAGUUCUUUCAGCUUCAUGCUUCUUGGACCCAAGUUUGCCAAAUUCCAAACUCAGGCCACCCCAAUAUGAGAACAUUACAAAACUACUCAUGAUAAUCGCUCGUUUGUUGAACGACACACAGAGUUACCAGAAGGAAAUAGAGGAAGGGAAAGCGAACUUCGUUUCAGUCUACCUAACAGAAAACCCGGAGGCAGACAUUGAGGAGUCAAUCGCUUAUGUGAGAGACAUACUUGAGCAAAAGAAGAAAGAGUUUCUCAAACAAGUUCUUAUGGAUGGAUUUAGUGAUUUUUCAAAACCAUGCAAGUAUCUCCACCUAUCUUGUUUGAAAGUAUUUCAGAUGUUCUACAACUCUGCCAAUCGAUUCGACUCCAACAAUAUAGAAAUGCUUCAGGACAUUAAUAAAGCAAUCUAUAUUCCUGUGGAAGUUGGAAAAGAAAAGCAGCCUUUGAAGCCUGAUCUGAAGCCACUGAAGCCGGUACCUGAUCUUUAUUCUGGAGCAACGAGCGCAAAGCUGAAAAUCAACUCUCAGUACUUUAACCGUCCCAGCUCCAAGCAUUGGAUGAUGAGAAGUUUUACAACACAACAGGUCUCUUGGCAGCUUGCUUCAAGAGUUAGAUUUUGCUUCACUUAAUUAAGUCGGUUCCCGAAAUCAUGAUGUAUUUGCUGUAUUUAGCUCCGAAAAUUACUAGAUUGUGUAAUCAUGUUGGCAUGAUGUGAAAAUAUGUUGGAAUAAUAUAGUGGGAACUAAUUUG